AUGUCCUCAUCCCAGAUGGAGCCUGACACUCAAUAUCUCCCAAACAAAUGGAACCGUCCGAGAUCGAACAUCAUUCGUGUGUUGACCACGUUCUGGGUCUUCUUUGUCAUGGGGGCUAAUGAUGCUGCGUACGGUCAGAUUGAACAGCUAGAGGAAUAUUAUAACAUCUCGUAUAUGAUUGUGUCAUUGGUAUUCCUCUCGCCGUUAGUAGGCUACGUCCUGGCAGCAUUAGUCAACAACAAACUACACAUGGCUUUAGGACAGCGAGGCGUGGCUCUGAUUGCACCAGCAUGCCACCUCGUUGCCUACAUCAUCAGCUGUACGCAUCCUCCAUACCCCGUACUAGUUGUGGCGUACAUUUUUGCGGGCAUUGCAAACGGACUUCACGAGGCUGCAUGGAACACGUAUAUCGGCAGCCUUGACAACCCCAAUGAGCUCCUGGGCUUGCUUCAUGGGGUUUACGGCCUUGGUGCGGUGAUAAGUCCGUUAGUGGCCACGAACAUGAUUACGAAGGCGAAAGCGCCCUGGUACUAUUUUUAUUUCUUUAUGAUUGGUCUAUCUGUCAUCGAAGCUGUGGCAUGCCCGGCUGUUUUUUGGCGAUUUACAGGUGCCGCCUUUCGCGAAUCCCACGAACAAUCUGACGACGACGCGGGCGAUAAGGCCAAUAAUGGGCUUCGAGACGCCCUUUUCACCCGCCCCGCUGCGCGUAUAUCUUGGCUCUGUUCCUUCGUCCUACUGUUUUAUGUGGGAGUGGAAGUGACGGUCGGCGGCUGGAUCGUUACAAUAAUGAUGGAAGUGCGGCAUGCAGCACCCUUCCCCAGCGGCAUGACAGCGACUGGAUUCUGGUUAGGGAUUACCGCAGGGCGAGUGGCUUUGGGGUUUGUUACAGCGCGACUGGGUGAGAAAUUAGCCACAACGAUCUACAUCACUUGUGCAAUAGUAUGUUCGUUGAUUGUAUGGUUGGUUCCUAAUUUCUAUGUCUCUGCGGUGGUGGUGUCUAUCCAGGGUUUCUUCCUCGGUCCACUUUUCCCCUGCGUGGUCGCUGUCAUAACCAAACUCCUGCCCAAGCAUCUUCAUGUGGCGGCGGUUGGCUUUGUGGCUGCCUUUGGAGGUGCUGGCGCAGCAGUUCUUCCAUUUGUGGCUGGAGGAAUUGCACAGGGUACUGGGGUUAAGUCCCUUCUGCCGUUCGUUGUAGGUGUUUCGGGUGGGAUAUUAUUGCUUUGGCUCGGAUUGCCACGACAGAGGAAGGGCGGAGCCCAGCAUUAG
This is a messenger RNA of Aspergillus pseudotamarii, 1266 nucleotides long. RefSeq names its product MFS transporter. NCBI's taxonomy places the organism in Eukaryota, Fungi, Ascomycota, Eurotiomycetes, Eurotiales, Aspergillaceae. Gene Ontology annotation, cellular component: membrane. Gene Ontology annotation, biological process: transmembrane transport. The record is from RefSeq and is a predicted model, not a curated record. Gene Ontology annotation, molecular function: transmembrane transporter activity. The transcript has 5 exons. The coding region runs from base 1 to 1266 and encodes 421 amino acids.